UUUGUUGGGGGCUGUGGGAGAUAGCAAAACAUUCGCGUGAGGCUCUUGACACUUGCUCAAGAAGGGGAAAUAAGGCACAGAGACUUUUUUUUUGGUCUGUUCCAGGUGCUUCCAGCCAAGCCGAGAACAAACCCUGGGACCCUAGUAUCAUGUCUAGCUUCUGGAAAACAGCAACUCUUUUUCUGAUCUGGUUCUUGCCUGCUUUCAUAUGGGAAACUUUGUGAGUCCCUGUGAGCUGAGGGUAGGGGAUUUCUGUAAAAUACACUUCUGAGUAGAUUCUCAUCACUUUCCGUUUGGAUCUCCCACAGUCCUGUCUGCCCUUUGGUCCUUAUUCCUUGUCCCCAUUUUUUAGGCAGCAAUGCUGGAGUCUAUCCUCUUGACUAAGCUGUUGCAUUUUAAUUUUCAACAGGCCCCUAUUGCUCUUGCACCUUGUGUGUGGUCUUUGAACCUUAUGUGGCUCGGCAGCUGGGAAUAGUGAGUGGGUGGGCAAUUUAAAACAGAAAAGACUCUGUAUCAGCACAGGGCUGAGGUUUGAACUCUGCUCAGCUUUGGAUACGUGUAGCUGGUUCUCAGGGCUGUGAUUUAAGUGCUGUUUUGCUGUUGUCAAUGUGAAACCUAAAUCAGUGCUAAGAAACUGGUAGGGAUGAAAAAAACUUUGCCUGUCUGAUAACGAGUGUUACUCUUGGCCCUGAUGAAAAAUUGCAAGAUCAGGACACCUUAGAAUUUGUAUUCUGCUGUUUUGUCACCAUUUUGCCUCCCCAACUCGGAAAACAAGGAAUGUCUAAUAUGAUGCCAGGGUUUCUUUGUUGGAGUAUGUUUAUGAGCUGUUUCAUGCUGUGUAGGACACAAUUCUGAUUCUGAGUUUCCUGAGGAUAUGGAUUGCUGAUGCAGAGAGGCAGAUGAGGGUGACUGCACAGAUUCUCUCAUCCUGUGCUUGCUAUUCCAAACCGCAUUGGAUCUUGUAGCAUCCACUGACUUAAAAAAGGACCUCUAACAGUAAAUUGGUCCCUAAAAGCAAUUAACUCAUAUUUGGAGGCAGCAGACUAUUCUGUAUUGAAAGUGUGAGUAAACAUUUCUACUAAACAUGUGCAAGAGGUGAUACUUGCCCUGAUGGAAGCUGUGGCAGACAGAUCCCAUGACAGUUCUCUUGUGGGGGCAAAUACUAUUCAAAAGAGGACAGCAAUCUUCUGAAACUUGUUUGAGGACAAGACAAGUAGAUGCAGAGGCAAAUAAUCAGAGCAAUCAAACAGUUCUCCCUGAACAGUUGUCAAGACCACCAAUAUAUACAUUCUGUGCCAUGAGUUUGUGGUGGUGAGCAUGAUAUGCAUGCACCAUAGCAACAAGAUAUUAAUCAUCAGCACAGACAGGCACAUGUUGGGGUAAGUCUUCUGAGAUGCAAGUCGUAGGCUGAUCUGGUAUACACAACAAGCCCCAACGGUACCAGUUUCAGUGCUACCUCCAGCAUCACUGCAUAGUUGAAUUCAUUACAACUGAGUUUACGUCUUUCUCUGAAGGAUCCAAACUUUGGGCCUUGUGUAAAAAUGUCUAGACACGAAGAACAACUUCUCUUCCAGUUCUAUGUCCCUCUCUCUUUGUAGUUUUCAGUUACACACCCUGGGCAACUUCUUUGCUGGUGAGACACCACUGACUGGAGUGGCACUGUGCCAGCACAGUCUUUGGCACUCUGAGUGAUGGCAGGGAUUUUCAGAAGAGCUCAAGUGAGAAGGCUAUGAGCCCAAUUCCUCUUACAUUUGGUCAGUAGCCUGCUCUUGGCUUGUCAGCAUCUCUGCAAGGCCACUGGUGCCCAGUGCAGGCACUUCCCACUUGCCAGCAAUCUGAAGAGAAAUAACAGACAAUUUAGUGGCACAAAACUUUCUGUUUCAGCAGUUUGUUUUAUUUACCUAGAUUUUUCUUUGAAGAUGACACACCAGGAAAGUGCAUCUAUACCAACCAAAGCACCCAGACCACUAUGCUGAAGAGUUUGGCAUGCAUUUUCAAUUGUGAAGAUUCAGGUGUGCACUGAUACAACUCGUCCAAACUCAACAGAGCUGAUCCUGAUGUACACAAGGACACUCAUAUUCAGAUUACCUAGCUCUCCUCCUCCUCUUCCCCUCAAGGUCUUUCUGCUCAUGUCAUGUGGAAUGGCAUAAGUUCAGGUAUGGAUCAGAGAGACUUUGAAAUGGAAAAUCAGAGGAUACCGCAGGCCAUAUUGGAGAAGAGCUGGCAGAGUGGUGAGGGUUAGGACUAAGGUAGGCUUGUAUGGGGUGCUGUGUUUGGAGUCCCAGAGGCCAAAAAUAAUGAAUACUUGCAGAACUCUGUGUGAGUAACAAAUGGCUUAUCCUGUCUAGUGUAAUGAUAAAAUGUUACAUAGUGGGAUUUUAAAAAUAAAUAUGUUUGGUUUGUUUUUUUUUUUGUUUGUGGAGUUUUUUUUGUUGUGUGUUUUUUUGUUUGUUUUUUUUUUUUUUUAAAGAAAGAUUAAAGCAACCGCUAUAGCUAAACAUACUGCUUAACUCUGAUAAGAUGCCAGAAUUACACGAUUUCUACUGUGUAACACGGUUCUUUGUGUGGGCAUAGCAGCCUCUCCCCAUACCUAGCGGAUACACUGUAGGGAAUUUUUGCAAAUGUGAAUAUUGCCUCUUGUAAGGUCAUCGACUAAAGAAAGUUAAAUACAUUGUAUGAAGAAAUUUUAUGUCUUGUGUGUUUCCUUGAGAGCAUCAGAAAAUAGUGCUACAUAAAAUUAUCCGUAUUACAUGCAUAGCAAGAACCUUCUGUGCAUAUUGUUUUUCAAAAUGUAUGGCCUCUGCCCUGCCAUACCUUCCAUCAAACUCAUGCUGGUAAUUUGAAAAUGAAGGACUCAAUGUAAAAGCAAGUCAGUCUGGUUCCCAAGGUAUCUCCACCACUCAAUUAGCACGUAGAGAGAGGCUUGGCAUUAGACUCUGCCUCCAGUGCUCAGAGUCUUCAGCUUACUGCCAUUACACUGCCAUGGUACUGCUCCCUCUUUAGUUCAUAAUCUGACAGACAUGCCUGCAGAGACUGGGCCCUGCCGGUAGAUGUAUCUCCGUUUCCCUCCUGCUUCUGCUCCACAGCUGCACUCACUUUCCUAUUGCAUGACACAAUGCUCACUUUCUACCCAAGCUUCCCAUUACUGAGUACCUGGUUAUGCUUGUACAUACUGGGACCCUCAUGCAGUCAAUAAGGGCUUGUUGUCUCAAGAGGUACCAAACUUGGAAUGGUUUUCCAGGUGCAAGGGAAAGACCACAAGCACAUCACCUCCACAACGAGGUCUUCAGGAUUGGCUGGGCAAUGCAAAGCAAUGGGUUGUGGGUCUACUUGUGCAGUUGGGAAGGCAGGGAAAGAUCUUCAGGGACAGGUAGUCUCUGUGGCUGUGGGUCAGCCAUGCCCUGGGCCCCCGGCAUGGAGGUGACAAGAGGACAUGCACACCCUGAGGCACGAGCUUGUGCCUACAGCAGCUUUUGCCCCAGAGAGCCAGACCAAAGGAACGCGGUUUGUGGACCAUGAGUUUUUAAUAAGCGACCGCGACAGAGACCCUCAGUGUAACCUGCAUUGCUCCAGGUCCCAGUCCAAACCCCUGUGUGCCUCUGACGGCAGAACAUACGAGUCCAUGUGCGACUACCAGAGAGCCAAAUGCCGUGAGUCAAGUCUGAGCGUGACACAUCGUGGCCGGUGCAAAGAUGCUGGCCAAAGCAAGUGUCGAUUAGAGAGAGCUCAAGCACUGGAACAGGCAAAGAAGCCCCAGGAAGCAGUCUUCAUCCCAGAAUGCAAUGAGGAUGGAUCAUUCACUCAGGUGCAGUGCCAUACCUACACUGGAUACUGCUGGUGUGUGACACCUGAUGGCAAGCCUAUUAGCGGCUCUUCUGUACAGAACAAAACUCCUGUAUGUUCAGGUUCUGUAACUGAUAAACCAUCAAGCCAGGGUAAUUCAGGAAGGAAAGUUUCUUUUCGGUUCUUUUUAACCCUCAAUUCAGAUGAUGGUUCGAAGCCAACGCCUACCAUGGAAACCCAGCCUAUUUUCGAUGGAGAAGAAAUCACAGCACCAACCCUUUGGAUUAAGCACUUGGUCAUCAAAGAUUCCAAAUUGAACAGCUCCAGUAUAAGAAAUUCAGAGAAAGUUCACUCCUGCGACCAGGAAAGGGAGAGCGCCCUGGAGGAGGCCAGGCAGAAUCCCCGUGAGGGUAUUGUCAUCCCCGAGUGUGCUCCUGGAGGACUCUACAAACCAGUGCAAUGCCACCAGUCUACUGGGUACUGCUGGUGUGUCCUGGUGGACACAGGACGUCCUCUGCCUGGUACUUCCACUCGCUAUGAGACUCCAGUGUGUGAAAGUGAUGCCAGAUCGAAGAGCACAGAGGUUGAUGAUCCAUUCAAGGACAGAGAACUUCCAGGCUGCCCAGAAGGGAAGAAAGUUGAAUUUAUUACCAGCUUACUUGAUGCUCUGACAACAGACAUGGUACAGGCUAUUAACUCAGCAGCACCUACUGGGGGUGGGAGGUUCUCUGAGCCAGACCCCAGCCACACACUAGAGGAGCGAGUGGUACACUGGUAUUUCAGCCAGCUGGACAACAACAGCAGUGAUGAUAUCAACAAGCGGGAGCUAAAGCCUUUCAAACGUUAUGUAAAGAAGAAAGCCAAGCCCAAGAAAUGUGCCCGACGUUUCACUGACUACUGUGAUCUCAACAAGGACAAGUCGAUCUCGCUUCAGGAACUGAAAGGGUGUUUGGGAGUCAGCAAGGAAGGAGCUACUACAACACCAGGUAGCCUGAGCAGUUUGCCCAAUGGAAAAAGACAAGGCCUUAACCCUUUCAUAGGUCGCCUGGUGUAGCAGCAGAAGACGGGAAGGGAAGGCAGGAGCUGACCCAAAGGAAGGAAAGAUCCAGUGACAGAUGGACAGACACCUUGCUGCUUGUGAGCAAGCAUGCAGCAUCAGCAACAUCCAGCGUAGCAGAAGUGGCACCCAGAAUUUUUGCACUUUUUAAUAAUUGGUUUGGGUUUGGUUUUAAUUGCUUUUCAAUGCCAUAAUCUAAUACUUUGGAGAGUGGAGAGAAGCAGGAUCAUGACUUUUUAAAAUUGGAACAGCUACUGAUGAUGUAAAAUUGAGUUCACUGGGACUCAAAGACUUUUAUAUACUGUAUAUAAAUAUAUAUGUAAAUUGUACAGUUGUCUUGUACAGGGUUGGAGUCACUGUUCUAUUCCUCCCUUUGCUUUUGAAGGCUGUUACGGCUAGAGAGACAGUUUAGCUUUACUGGAUUACAGUAAUGCAUUCAUUUCUGCCACCAAACCAUCAUUCAGUGACAAACCUUAACACUCCCAUGCGGAAAGGAGCCAGUGUAUCAGCAUGACUUGUUCUUGCAGAUGUGCACACAGUGUGCCAGAUACCAAAUGCUUCUUGAGAGCAUCUGAACCCCCUUUCUUACUGUAAAGCCUGUGCAACUCACAGGCAAUUGGGCUUUUGAGAGCACAGAUAUCAUGUAAGUAUUGGUGCACUGCAAAGCUGCUUAAAGUAGGGAUAGAAAAGGGUUGUAUUAAGGACAUAUAAAAGUAGUUUCUGCACCUGUUGCAAGUUGGACAGAAACUAAUUACAAUUGCAUUGCUAUCCAGGCUCAGAUGAUAUACUUAAGAAAGAUGUACCAUGCCUCUGGAAUCUAACGCUGUAGGAAUGAUGUGGGAGCUGUAGGUCUAGCAGAGUCAGGGGAAGGAAGCUGUACAUCUUCCUCUUUGACUAAGUGUUCAUCUAUAUGUCAUACAAGAAUAAAAAUACUAAGAAUCCUGCUAAAAGCAGCAUUACCUGCCUGUUGCUUGCCUGAAGAGCAAAGAACAUAGUUGUCAAUGCAGAAAGACACAAUCAUGCUGCUGGUCCCCAAGUGUCUGCUUUACUUAUGUUUCAACACUACAGCCUGGCCUGUGCUCACUGGUGACUGUCUGUCAGAAAUGACUAUUCUUGUCCUUGAUGACUGUGAAUCCAAGCUUCCCUCCUGCACAGUGGUGUGCCUGCCUAGUUUAGAGUAUCCACUCUUCCUAAUUUGCUGUUACCAGUGUUAUCUGUGUAAGAUGACACUGGAGUCUGAUGAACAAUAACAGUGAAGGCUUGGAGUGAGGAGUCUGGUGUUCUUGGAGGCCACAGGGGAUUUUUCAACAACUAGAAGUUUUACCAAAGUUGUUUCUUUUGCAGGGGCACCCAUAUCAGUAGUCCUAGGUUUGGGCAGAGCGUGAUGGGACAGUGUUUUGCUUUAUGUAUUUCCAACCACUGGCAGCACUCACCUGUUCUGAGAAGCCUCCCACUUCAGACCUGGUGACCCUUAUGCCACUUGUCUCUGUUAGAAGAAACUGUAGUCAGAGAUGAUGAUAUGCCACGCUAAUGAGAUCACACCAACAAUUGCUUGCAACAGCACUGGGUUACUGUAGAGACUGGAGUCAUUCUUUGAGUCUAUAUCCCCGUUGCUUUGGUAAAAGAUGUUACAACAAAGCAUCUUCACUCUGUGUCAUGUCAUCAUGAGAAUAGUAUUAGAUAAAUACAUCACAAACAAAAGUGUCCUGAUGCAGUAAGUUAGUGAUUGUUGGCAAAAUGGAAAGUUACAAAAAAAAGAAAAGCAAAAAAAUAGUUCUGCAAGUAACUGUUUAAGUGUAGUAAUAACUUCUGGGAAGUAGAUUGGAGCUAAUUAAAACAUGUAGCUUGGUUGAAAACACCUCUUGUAAUCUCUGAAAUAUACAUCACACCACCAUAAUAUAAAGAUGUCGUCUCUCUAGCAAGAGCAGAUCCUGCUGCUGGAUAUUCAUGGUUUCUCACAUACAAUGUAUGUGCUUUUCUGGUCUGCAAGCUCCCACCUUCUUGAUUGCUUCUUCCCUUUUUUUUUUUCCUUCCUUUUUUUUUAAAUGCCCAGGGCAUAUCUUUUGUGUGUUGAAAUAAUUUGGUUUACUGUAUAGUUAGAAAUGUCCUUGUCACACUCACUAAUUCUAUUGUAGGAGUAAAGAAUGAAUCCAAUGUACAAAAAAAACCCCUUUCCUUUUAAAUAUGCUAGUUUUAGGAAUUUAAAGAUCUGGCUGCUGGGUUGGUUGGUGUUUGGUGGUUUGGGGUUUUGGGGUCUUUUGGGGGGGGUGGGGUUUUUUUUGUUUGUUUGUGUGUUUGUUUUUUAAUGUAUAGUUGCAUCAGCAGAAGCAACCAAUUGGAUGCCUAUAGGAGUUGUGUCAGCCAGGCACUGGGGCUGGGCAAUGCCCCACAGGACUGUGGGGGGACUACAGAACUGCUAAAACUCACUGCAUCUUUUCUUCUGGAAAUGUAAAUAAAUCACCCAGCCAACACUCCUACCUGUCACAUAAAUUCUUCUGCUGACUUCCUUUUUUCUCAUCCUUGUGUCCUUCCCCUCCAAGAGGCCUGCAUUCACAUAAAGUUCGCAAUUAAAAUUGGGUCAGUUCUUCAAGGAAGCCAGACAAGGGGUGGCUGUUGAUUAGCUCUGGCAUUAGUGGGUGUUCAUGUUGCUAUGCUAGAGCUGACUCUAUGGAUGGAUUGGGGACCAAGCAUUAUAUUGCUCCCCUUUUACAAGACAAGUCCAAGUCCCUGCAUCCUGAUCUGUGUGGGUCUCUGAGCAGCUUCUGGUAAUACUUGUACACUGCCAUGGAAGAUCCAAAAAGCAUGAUUGUGUAAUGUCCAAGUAGAUGUUAGGUUACUUGUUCUGAUUUUGUGUUGGAGGAUCAUGCAGACAGUACUGGUCUUGAUUAAUACAACCCAUGCUAUGAGCUGUCCAAACACUGUAUUCAUCAGAAGAGCCUCAGCUGCCUGCUUCCCCUGUUGCUUUCAUUGCCAAAAACCUGGCCAGUCCAUGUGGCUGCCAGGCCAAAUGUGUCCUUAUCUGGUGGUGGUAAGCAUUCUUCUGCUCUGCCUUGCAUCAGUAGCAUUUUACUGAAGCUGGGACAUGGGGAGUGUCAGUGUUGUGUCUGGAAGCAGACACUGUGCAGGUGUCUCCUCAAGUUUCAAGUCUUCCUGGGCCUCUCCUGCUCUACUUUGAAUGACAGCUGAAAACAGCAGAGAAGAGAACCAAGACCCCACAGUGCAAGUCAUCUGUUCCUCCUACCAAAAGAUAAAAAUCUUUCCUUUUUUGCUGAUCCUCCAAGGGCAUAGUAUGUUGGAGGAAACUGCAUUAUGGUGGGAUUCACAUGUGUGAAGGCACUGCUUUCCAUGGCUUGAGUUUAUAUUGAACUUACCCUGCCCCAGCACAUUUUUGCCUAUGGCAUCAUUUGUUAAACUGAAAGGCAUCUGUUUAGUUUUGGUUUUGUAAUAAAAUAGAUAACUUUUA
This is a messenger RNA of Corapipo altera (White-ruffed manakin), 8303 nucleotides long. It is a transcript of the gene SMOC1, whose product is annotated as SPARC related modular calcium binding 1. NCBI's taxonomy places the organism in Eukaryota, Metazoa, Chordata, Aves, Passeriformes, Pipridae. The record is from RefSeq and is a predicted model, not a curated record. The coding region runs from base 3434 to 4837 and encodes 467 amino acids. Gene Ontology annotation, biological process: extracellular matrix organization. Gene Ontology annotation, cellular component: basement membrane. The transcript is spliced from 17 exons. Gene Ontology annotation, molecular function: calcium ion binding; extracellular matrix binding; protein binding.